GUAAUCCCCCUCAGCAGAUAUGGCACAGCAGCGACAACGCUCGAUGUCGGGGACGAUCCCCUCGAUGGAGUCUGACCAUCAGGCACUUAGGGACAACACCGUCAUUAUCGUGCUCGGUGCAUCCGGAGAUCUCGCAAAGAAGAAGACAUACCCAGCUCUCUUUGGCCUCUUCCGGAUGGGCUUCUUGCCCAAGGGUGUAAAGAUUGUUGGGUACGCGCGUACCAAGAUGGACAAUGCCGAGUAUCUCAAGCGCAUCACAUCCUACAUCAAAAACGUCGACGAUGACGAGGGAAAGGCGAAGCUCGAGGAGUUCAAGCAGCUUAGCACCUACGUCAGCGGCGGGUACGAGGACGGCGAGUCUUUUGACAAGCUUAAUCAGUACCUCCAGGAGAUCGAAAGCGGAUAUCAGAGUAAGGAGCGUAACCGGCUGUUCUACCUCGCCCUUCCUCCCAGUGUUUUCAUUCCCGUCGCCAAGAACCUGAAGCAACACUGUUACUCUGACACAAAGGGUAGCAUCAAUCGUGUCAUCGUCGAGAAGCCUUUCGGAAAGGACCUCGAGUCCUGCCGUGAGCUUCUGCGCUCGAUCAAAGAGCACUGGACCGAAGAUGAGACUUUCCGUAUCGACCACUAUCUCGGCAAGGAGAUGGUCAAGAACCUGCUUGUCCUGCGUUUCGCCAACGUCGCGAUGAACGCGGCCUGGGACAAGAACUCAAUCAGCAAUGUGCAGAUCACGUUCAAAGAGCCAUUCGGCACCGAAGGUCGCGGCGGAUACUUUGACGAGUUCGGUAUCAUUCGUGACAUUCUCCAGAACCACCUGCUGCAGGUGCUCUCCAUCUUGGCCAUGGAGCGCCCUGUCUCAUUCUCUGCAGAGGACAUUCGUGAUGAGAAGGUCAAGGUUCUCAGGGCGAUCCCUCCGGUUGAACGCGAGGACACUCUGCUUGGCCAAUACGUCGCCGCGAACGGGAAACCCGGUUACCUCGAUGACGAUACCGUCCCACCCAACUCGGUCUGCCCGACAUUUACCGCGACCACGCUCUGGAUCCACAACCCACGAUGGGAGGGAGUUCCGUUCAUCCUGAAGGCAGGAAAAGCUUUGAACGAGGCGAAGGUGGAGAUCCGCAUCCAGUUCAAGGAUGUCACCCAGGGCAUCUUCAAGGAUAUAUCCCGGAACGAACUCGUCAUCCGCAUUCAGCCCGCGGAGGCGGUGUACCUCAAGCUCAACGCGAAGACCCCAGGCCUCUACACCCGCGCAUUCCCGACCGAGAUGGACCUCACGUAUAAGCGGCGGUUCCUGGACGCACACAUCCCCGAGGCGUACGAGUCGCUCAUCCUGGACGCGCUCAAGGGUGACCACUCGAACUUUGUCCGCGACGACGAACUUGACGUCGCAUGGAAGAUCUUCACACCAAUCCUCCACUGGAUAGAGGGCAGAAGUGGUCAGGUGCCGAGGCCCGUGUCGUACCCGUACGGCUCGCGCGGACCAAAAGAGCUGGAGGCGUUCAUCCAGAAGUACGGCUACAAGCGUGGAACUGAGGGAUACGCAUGGCCCGUCACCAACUUGGCCGUACUCUGAGCUACUGAGUAAAGACAAAGCAAUACGACUGUGUACAUGUACCCCCUUGGGACGUAGGAAGGAGGAAAGGAAGGCAUAGAAUUAAUUGACUGACGUCCAAUGUACUAAGAAUGCAAGUGACUAUUGGCAUAU
Molecule: messenger RNA, 1705 nt
Organism: Phanerochaete carnosa HHB-10118-sp
Lineage: Eukaryota; Fungi; Basidiomycota; Agaricomycetes; Polyporales; Phanerochaetaceae
Exons: 8
Coding region: 20-1573 (517 amino acids)
Biological process (GO): pentose-phosphate shunt, oxidative branch; glucose metabolic process
Cellular component (GO): cytosol
Molecular function (GO): NADP binding; glucose-6-phosphate dehydrogenase activity
Source: RefSeq, a predicted model, not a curated record